Messenger RNA from Ooceraea biroi (clonal raider ant), 920 nucleotides. RefSeq names its product COMM domain containing 10 protein valette (gene Vlet). The record is from RefSeq and is a predicted model, not a curated record. NCBI's taxonomy places the organism in Eukaryota, Metazoa, Arthropoda, Insecta, Hymenoptera, Formicidae.
CAGAUAUAUAAAUUCGCAUUAGAGAGACGAAGAGAAAACGUGCAAAUUGAGGGAAAGUUCGGACAACGUAGUUACAAAGAGCAGAUCUUGAAUCAGCUGUCAGAGAUUGUUCAAAGUGUAUGCAGACAGUGUAUGAUUGUGAAUUUUUCUCAAGUUCUCUCAUAAUUUCAGGAGCUAUGAUUAAGGAGCUGAUUCCAUUUUGAGAGGACAAUUAAACAUAUACGUGUAGAUUUUAUCAAUAAUGGCUUCGUGGAUCAGCAUAACUCCCAAAUUGGAGCGAGGCUUGAACAUAGUGACUCGCAUGGACAGCAGCAAAUUCCGACUCCUCGUCAAUCGUAUAUGCCAGAGCCUGCAGUCCAGUAUCGACACGAAGGUGUUCAGCGAAGAGGAGGAAGAAAAAUUGCUGGUUUCUUUGGACCUGACGAAGGAUGAAUUAAUCCUACUGCUAGACACCAUUACAUCGAUCUACACGCAAGCUGCGUGUAACGUUGUAAAACCAUCCGUCAUGGAAACAGUUUUGAAGGACAAUUUCAAGACGGACGAUGAGAAAGUGUCGAUUUUUACAAACGCGUGGAUGACUUACGGAAAGGGCAUUGUAGAGAAUCUAAGACAAAAGUCUAUCUUUCCUACGCAGGUAAAAGACAUCAACUGGUGCCUGAAUGUUCAGUCGUCGUCCUCCACAAUUGCCAAAGAUGCACGCCCCGUAGCAUUGCUUCAGUUAGGUCUGACUGGUGAUACGAAGUCUACGUUAACGGUGGAGUUCGACGAGAAGCAGUUAACGGAUCUCUAUCACAAUUUAGAGAAAAUUCAAGCUCAGUUAGAUGCGCUUAAGUAACGAGAUUUGUUGUAAAUAUACGUGUAAAAAUUGUAAUGUGUAAUUUAUUGUGUAAAAAUAUAUUUUCUAAUUCUUUGUUACAUAA